Molecule: messenger RNA, 1021 nt
Organism: Episyrphus balteatus (marmalade hoverfly)
Lineage: Eukaryota; Metazoa; Arthropoda; Insecta; Diptera; Syrphidae
Product: cilia- and flagella-associated protein 298
Exons: 5
Coding region: 134-928 (264 amino acids)
Biological process (GO): regulation of cilium movement
Source: RefSeq, a predicted model, not a curated record
UUUAUAAUUUGUCAAUAAAACAAAAACAGCCGUCAAACAAACAACUAGAAGUUUCUUUGUUUUUCAUUCUUUUCUCCAAUCUUCAAGUUGAAACUUCUUCAUUUUACAAUCAAAAAGUCUUUUAUUUCAAAAAAUGGUUCGUUUACAUGUUAAACGUGGUGAUGAAAGUCAAUUUCUCUUCGACACUCAAGUUUCUGAGGAAGUUUCUUCAGUUCUUCAAGAAAUAACUGCUAUUUACAAUGGCCGAUUAAAAAUCUAUCGUUUGUGUUAUGAUAUUGAAGAUUUGGCUAAUCAUGGAACAAUGUUGCCACCAGAAAUGAUUGGACUUACUGAUGAGCAAAUUGAAGAAUUAAAACUUGUCGACACUUGGGCUGAUAAAUGUAUUCCAUCGGGAGGAUUUGAAUUUAAUCGUGAUAAAAUGGGUAGACGUAAUGGACAUCAACCUAAGGAAAAUAUGAGAAGUGUUUUAUUUAAGGCAAUUGAUGAUGCUAGAAAUGCAAUCGAUAAGAAAUUAGUUUUAACAAACAAUCCAAUGACACUGAAGAUUGUUGAAGAGGCUAUUGACCUUUUAAGAGGUGCUGUAACUAUUGUUUAUCCAAUGCAACUUCCACCGCAUGAUGUUAUUCGCAUGGAGUUUACGAAUAUGGAAGAUUUAGCUGGAACUCAGGCUUCCAAGGAAGUAAUUGAACCAUGCAAAGCUCAACUAUGGUUUGCUGGGCAUCAAUUGAUACCAGGAAAAAAGUUAUCUGAUAACCUUGGAACGAAUGAUAAAACUAAGGUUGUAAUCAAACUUACUAAAUUGGGUGAAGGACCCCCAGGACGAGAAGCUGUUAUCACUGAAGAUAUAAGAAAACGAAUGAUGGCCGAUGCAUAUCGUCGUCAAGAAGAAUUAAAGGUUGGUCAAAUGGCCCAAAUAGAUGUAGAAUAGAAAAAAAAAGAACAACAUCAAGAACCAUAGAAGAAGUUCAUAUCCACACAAAAACAUUUUUCUAGUUAAAUGUCAUUUCUAAUUUGAAAGCUU